GCCAGCCCAUCGCGCUUGGCUUCGAUCGCCGCGCAGGAAGCAACAGCAACAGGAUGGACCUCCCUGCAAUCGCUCGUAUCGUGGAGGCCGUCGAGGUCAUCUACAGCCCGCUUGCGAGCCACGAACAGCGCAAGACCGCGGAGUCGUUUUGCGAGGACCUGAAGCACGAUACAAAUGCGCCACUCUAUGGCCACUAUUUGGCCCAUCGGUCUAGCGGACAGAGCGACACCGUUCGCCACCUCGGCCUCUCCAUGCUCGAGGAUGCCGUUCGGUACAAAUGGGACAACUACGAUGAUCCAACCAAACUGAAACUCCGGGAGAUGUCAAUUGAUCUCGUCAAAGCCGGCACCAAAGGAAUCGAAUUCGAGAAAAACUUUAUCAAAGAGAAAAUCGUCCGCAUCUUUGUGGAGAUCGCCAAGCGCCAGUGGCCGUGGGAGUGGCCGGAUAUGGACCUUUUGAUCCAAGAGUUGUAUCGGGAUUCGCCUACCACGCAAGAGCUGAGUCUCAUGAUCUAUCGAUCUUUGGCCGAGGACGUGUUCAUUUACGAAGAUGCUGUGGCUGAGCUCAGGAAGAGAGAGCUGACUGCCAUCAUGCUCUCGGUGAGCAUGAGCAGUGGGAUCAUUCAGUCCAGUCAUUUGUCAUACCAGGAGCAAAAGGCUGCCGAGGCGAACGGAGCCCCGCCAAAGCCUGCGGGACGGACAGAUAUGGAGCUUCUCUUCAAGUACAUGCAAACCAAUCCUCAGAAUGUAGGAUGGCUCAACAAAUGGACCACGGCCUGCGCGCAGCUUCAUGAGCAAUGGCAUAAUCUGACUGCGAUUCAAAACGCCGAUUCAAGCAUGGUCGAGUGUCUCCUGGUCCGCCAUUUAAACACGGUCGUUGUGUUUCUCGAUUGGGUAUGGCUGAGAUCUAUAAUCGAGGCCGAAGUUGCGUCUAGAGUGUGCCCACUCCUUCUUUCCACGUCGCGUUCAAUCAGGAUGGGGGCAGUCGAGUGUUUGCUCGUGCUGUUUUCCAAAAACAUCAAUUUGGCCGACGAGAAUCGAUACUUUGCCAUUUUGAAACCUGUUUUUGUCGACAACAAUCUGGGGAUCAUGGCCAAGGCCUGGACGAGCGCACACGGCUCGCAGGAUAUCAACAGCAUCGACAUACUGCAGCAGACAUUGCUCGUGUCCGAGGACAACUACCCUUUCUUGAAGCGCUUGGCGCAGGCACUGGUGGCGGUUGGCGAGCGCCAGAUCUGUAUCAAGAAGAACGACUCAACGCCGCCUCUAUUUGAAAGCUAUUUGGCCAUGUUGAUGGUGGUUUUCGAUCAUCCAUCCCUCUUGGUUGCAUCGAGUGCAGCUUAUUUGUGGCCGGAUUUUCUCAAGCACACAUACUUCAAAAAGUCGCCUCAAGUGCUGGCUUGCAUCUCGAAGUUACUGGGCGGCAUUCCGCAGAAACUGCUCCUGACGAACCAAGCAAAUCUCACAGAGGCGUCUGAGCACUACAAUCAAAUUGAUUUUGAUACUGCUGGGGAGUACUUUCAAUUUGCAAGCUCCUUUCGGAUGAAAUGCCUGGAGAUCAUCAAGCAAGCAGUUCAGCUUGAGCCGUCCGCUACGUUUUUGUGGAUCUGCUCUGAGAUCAGUGCCAUAAUGACCGAUAAGCCGAGCCCAAGCGAGCUCAACGCGCUGGGAUAUUGCCGUGGAGAUUCAAAGUAUUAUCUUCGUUUCCAAAACUUGUGUGUCGUUCUGGAGUCGAUUGUCUCGGCCCUUUCAAAGGACGCCAUAUUUGGCGACUCCAAGGACGCCUUUGAGAUACGAAACUAUAUGACGAAGCUCUGUGACAUGCUUAUCACAUACGAGUACAUGGAUCCGCGCAUAACAAAGGUCCAGCUGUCAAUGAUCGCGUCUCUUGUCGACGUACUGGGCAGUAGCAGAGAGCAUUUGUUAAAGGCACUUCACAAGCUCUUCACCUUUGUGAGCUUUGUGAUGGUCGACGAAGUCGAUAAUGUAGCUGCAGGAAGGCCUCUGCGUGAUGAGACAUUUGAACUCCGAGUCAAAGCAGCUUCCUGCUUGGUGCGUGUUGGCACGGCCAUGCCCGACGCCUUGAUGGGCCUUUAUCCCGACAUUGCUGCGGCUGUCGACGGCUUGAUAUCGAGUCCCGCGGUGACUUUGGUCGAAAAAACGCUUCUCCACGAGUUCAAGGCAUCAAUUAUCUUCUACAGUUCGAUCGAGCCAGCCCAAAGAACGUACCUGUGGAACCAAAUCAUGGAUCCUUGUAUCAAAGUCUGGGCCGAGACUAUUUCAGUCGGAGCUUUAUCAAGUGGCGAGGAGUUGUAUCGGCUCCUCGGAAUGGACUCCCUGGAUGUUCAAGGCCAGGGAUCCGGUAUCCACGGAGAUGCUCUGUUGCUCAAGGGCACUUUACACACGAUUGUAAGGCUGCUCAAAAGGACAGUACUUUGUAUGAAGUCAAGUCCCGAACGAUCGACAGGUCUUUGCCAACUCUGGACGCCAUACUAUAGCAGAAUGCUCCCGGGCAUUUGCGCUGUUCUUCACGGAAUCAAUGAACUGUGGUGCCCUCCAAUAAGACAGCGCAUCCCAGUUUAUGCCGCCGGAAUAUUCGACAUAGCCGAUGCUGAGAAGCUGGCCAUAAUGGGCUCCUCAAGCCACACGAGACCCAGUCUUGCAGAUCCAAAUGCAAGCGACUCGCGUAUCAGCAACAUUCGCUCUUGGAUGUCAACCGUGCGCGAAUACAGCUACUCCGCUCUAGGACUGCUGUCAUCCUUUGGUCUCGACUUUUACAACUACCUGUCAAUGACCCAGGACGUGGUUACGCAUGUGCUUGCAGGAGCCGAGUUCAUGGACAACCGACACUGGAAGCCCUUGAUUGCAGCGUUUUUGAGACCUCUGAUUCAAAGUUGUCCGCCGCAGAUGUACCAAAGCGUACUUGGAAGCUUCCUGCCCUCGGUUAUGACCUUUAUCCAGCAGAAACUGGACAUGGAGUGGCAGGCGCGAGAUGCGCUUCCUGCAGUAGCUCCGAACGACGAGGACGAGGAGGACCAAGUUUCGACCGAGGUCGUGCUCGAGAAGCUACUUCGGGACUUGACGAGGACAUACUCGGAGCUGCUCUGCUCCUUCUUUGCUCUACCAACAUCGAAGAUCCGCGAGGAGCUGGAGGACAUCGACCGACCCGAGGAUACGGCUGAGACAGGAGUGGCGGCGUUUGCCAACGAAUCACUCGUGCGCUUCUUGAUCGAAAAUAUUAGGAUGGUCGAGCCCCUUCUGUCAAGUAUCUAUCGCCUCAUCACCUAUCACGACAAUGCAGCGGCCAGCCGAGCGCUGACCACCGGAAUCAGGAUUUUGCGGGCCACAUAUAAAGAUCCCAAGUUCCACCACCCUCUUGGAAACGGGCUUUUGAAAGCUGUGUUGCAGAAUCUUCACGACGGCUAUCAUCAGCCAGAGCAUCCCCAAGCAAUCGCGCUCAUCACGGAGCUGUAUGUGCGUCUGAGACCCCAGACUCAAGAGCCGGCUACAGUUUUCCUGUCACUUCCAAACACCGACGAGCAGGCCGUUGCCUCUUUUGAGUCGCGACUGCUUGCAGCAACGACCGCCAAAGAACAGCAGAUUGCUACUCAAGGCUUCCUGCAAAGUAUCACCGGGUCGACGAUCAGCAAACUGUUUCAAAAGCAAGCGAGUUUUGUUCUUCGAGUGCCCGAGAAGGAGCUGCUUGCGCGCCCACCCCCUGACAUUGGCCGCAACGAUAUCUUUGAUGCCACGGCCGAUUCGGAAGUGCUUGGGCAGCUCUUUGAAAGCUAGGACUACUUGCGGACCUGUCGAUCGCUCAGUCGAGCGGCAGGUGCUCUCCUUGGCUGAUAUAACGAAAUGAAGCCCUGGUCUAGGAAAU
Polychytrium aggregatum is the source of this 3879-nucleotide messenger RNA. RefSeq names its product armadillo-type protein. Gene Ontology annotation, biological process: RNA export from nucleus; protein export from nucleus. Lineage: Eukaryota; Fungi; Chytridiomycota; Chytridiomycetes; Polychytriales. Bases 54 to 3791 code for a protein of 1245 amino acids. Gene Ontology annotation, molecular function: RNA binding; nuclear export signal receptor activity. Gene Ontology annotation, cellular component: nucleus; RNA nuclear export complex; cytoplasm. The transcript is spliced from 30 exons. The record is from RefSeq and is a predicted model, not a curated record.